AUGGACAUAACUGUUGCUAUCCCCACUGCCUGCCACUUCUCAAGAGUUCCCUACCCCAGUAAAUGCAGGGCUAUAAAAUGCAGCAAUUCAUCUACUGUGUGGCCAGCUGAAAUGUCUGGGAUAGGCACUUUAAGAAGCUGGGGAGCUGCAGAAGCCAAACAAGGAAUCUCUACGAAGAAGUCUGGAACAGAUUCAAAAGCAAGGAAAGUGAACGAAGGAAAGACCCAAAGACCCAGAGUUCAUGUACCUCACUUAGCUGUAGUAACAGCAGAAUCACAGAUUUCUGUCUUACCUACAUUUUUGCUGUGCUUGCCACUGGACAAUCCAGUUUCCCACAAGAUUAAGCUCUAUAUAAGAGAGGAGCUUCACCAAAUGUUGGAGCUCAUUAGUGAUUGCCCAUUAGUUCCAGGUUACAUCCAUCUCCCUGAGAUCUGCUCCUUCAAUGUAUUGGGUGGCUCUUGGAUCUUGCAUGAAAUAUCCAGCUUCCAGGGCUGAUGGUAUUUACUGAAACCCAGGGAAUACAGAAUAUUCCCUGACUGGGGUGCAGUGAAAGCCAAAAAUGUCUCUUUGCAGAGGCUGGCUGACUUGCACUGA
Messenger RNA from Chaetura pelagica (chimney swift), 594 nucleotides. RefSeq names its product crystallin, gamma A (gene CRYGA). The record is from RefSeq and is a predicted model, not a curated record. Gene Ontology annotation, biological process: visual perception; lens development in camera-type eye. Gene Ontology annotation, molecular function: structural constituent of eye lens. Lineage: Eukaryota; Metazoa; Chordata; Aves; Apodiformes; Apodidae.